AGGGCAGAGGGAGAGAGAGACAGACAGAAGACGGGGAGGGAGGUGGGGAGGGAGGGAGGCAGCGAGGGAGGGGCUGGCUCCGGAGGACGAGGAUUCCAUGCGUCCAUGUCUGUGGCCAUUUAAAUCUCGAGGCCGAGGUCGAGGAGUGCGUCGGAGUCGCGCUUGAUCGCGAGCCGGGGACGUCGAGCGUGGAGAAUGUAGGCGGGAGGUUUCGGGAGCUCGAUAGACGGACUCUUCUUGGUCGAAUUCAAAAUGACGUCAAUUUUGACAGCGGGUUCCUCCGCCCCCGUUUUAGCGUCGUUUUCCUGUUCGAAUUCUGCCCCGGAUGGUGCCCUGUCCGGUGGAAAUGCUGUUCGAGCUGGCGUGAAGGUUUCUCGGUCGACAAAUUUGUCCGGAAUUCGAAGAUCGGGAAAUCUGAACGCAUUCUCGCAGGGAGUGAGGAGUUUUAGUGUUGGAAGUGGAGGAAUUCUGAGCACGAGAAGGAACCGAAAUCUACAUGUGGUUGCCGCAAGCCCCCCCGCCGAAGAAGUCGCCAUCAGUACGGAGCCCUUGACGAAACAGGAUCUCAUCGCGUACCUGGCCUCAGGAUGCAAGCCUCGUGAGAAGUGGAGAAUUGGAACAGAACACGAGAAAUUCGGGUUCGAGUUAGAUACUCUGAGGCCUGCAGAGUAUAGCAAGAUUGCGGCGCUCCUCGAGGGCUUAGCAGAACGCUUCGAAUGGGAGAGAGUAUUGGAAAACGGGAACAUCAUCGCUUUGAAAAUGAAUGGCCAAAGCGUUUCUCUGGAGCCUGGCGGUCAGUUUGAACUUAGUGGGGCCCCGCUCGAAACUCUACAUCAGACUUGUGCCGAAGUGAACUCUCACCUCUAUCAGGUCAAAGCUGUGGCUGAGGAUUUGGGUUUAGGUUUUUUGGGCAUUGGUUUCAACCCGAAGUGGCCAGUUUCAGAAAUCCCUGUCAUGCCGAAGGGCAGAUAUGACAUCAUGCGCAACUACAUGCCCAAAGUAGGAUCUCAUGGUCUUGACAUGAUGUUUCGCACGUGUACUGUUCAGGUGAACUUGGAUUUUUCCUCUGAAGAAGACAUGGUGAAAAAGUUCCAAGUCGGCUUGGCGUUGCAACCGAUUGCAACUGCUCUUUUUGCCAACUCACCCUUUUCUGAUGGGAAACCUAAUGGCUACAUCAGCUACCGAAGUCACAUCUGGACCGAUGUUGAUAAGAACAGAACUGGGGAUCUUCCAUUUGUCUUCUCCGGUAAAUUUGGGUUCGAGGAUUACGUUGACUAUGCCUUAGACGUCCCUAUGUAUUUUGUUUACCGUAAAGGUCGAUACAUUGAUUGCGCUGGUUUGUCUUUCAAGGACUUCUUGAAUGGAAAGCUGCCAAAUAUGCCCGGUGAAACUCCAACUUUAAAUGACUGGGAGAAUCAUUUGACGACUAUCUUUCCAGAGGUGCGGUUAAAGCGUUACUUAGAGAUGAGAGGUGCAGAUGGUGGUCCUUGGAAGAGGUUGUGUGCUCUGCCAGCAUUCUGGGUAGGGUUGUUGUAUGAUGAUGAAUCCCUGCAAGGAGCGUUGGACAUCAUUCACGACUGGACUGAGGGCGAGCGUGCUAUGCUUAGGAGGAAGGUACCGAAGAUGGGCCUGCAAACACCCUUCCGUGAUGGUCUUUUGAAGCACGUCACGCAGGACGUGUUUCAAUUAGCUAAGGAGGGUCUUCGGCGAAGGGGUUACAAGGAGGUUGGAUUCCUAAAUGAACUCGAAGACACCGUGAAGUCAGGGAAGACUGUAUCAGAAAAGCUCCUGGAGUCGUAUCACGGAAAGUGGGGAGGGACUGUCGACCCCGUUUUUGAAGAGCUCUUGUACUAAAAAUCGGCUGUUAAUAUGAGCCUUCAGAGUAGCACGAAAAUUGUAUCUGGGCUGUUAGGGUGGUCCUAUUUUUUGCGGGCGCAGCUGCUACCGGGACUGAUCGAAGUCCGAGCUGAUCGCCCUGCCCAUUGAGAGAUCAUGCUUUUCUCCUCUUUCUUCCUAUGGUUUUUCGUAGUGUAGCAUAAGUUCAUUGGACUACGGGAAGGAGCAUCCGAAUUGGACUUCUCCUUUUUCGUUUACCGGUUCUCAACAUGGAAGAGUGCUGUUUAUGCUUAUACGUGUUGACUAACGUAGUCAUGAGGGUGUGAAGGGAAGGUUAGUAAAAGCAUCAUGAUCGGAAGGUGGUCACCUAGGGGCAUCGAGGUCGUACAACACCACGUGAAGAAGAUGGUGUCCAUAUUAUUUUUGAUCCAUUUCGUGUCGCUGGCUACUAUUCACUUUUCAAUCUGUUUCAACGCCUUUGAGUUGUGAUAGCGAUGUACAGUUUCCAUCAAAUUAUUCAGAGUUUGCUUCACCGGCGCUUGUUUUCCUUCUCGUGAGUUCAUUUAUAUGGUCCCUCGUGCUUCACGACGGGCAUAAUAUAGUUGAAUUUACAGAGCAGAUGCUGUUGGCUGUG
Molecule: messenger RNA, 2470 nt
Organism: Marchantia polymorpha subsp. ruderalis
Lineage: Eukaryota; Viridiplantae; Streptophyta; Marchantiopsida; Marchantiales; Marchantiaceae
Source: the annotation of a GenBank genome assembly